AUGUUAUAUUAUAAAACUAAGCCCCGCAAUCAUUACCAGAAUAUGGAUAUAUAUCCAUAUACUGGGGUGACGUUAAAAAAGCCCUAUCUCCUACCGUUCCCGAGUUAUUCCCGGUUUUUUGAUGAAACUAUUCCCGUCGACUUUUCUCUUCAGCUGCUAGGUCGAUUUCAGUUUUUGAAAUGGUUUCUUGUAGAACUCGACGAGAGCUAUCGAAUGAUGUGUCGCACGUCUUCUUUAUCCCACGGGAACACCGACCACGUGCCACGUGGUUUUGCGGUUUCUUCUUUGUUGCUCUUUGGUUCGUGGCCGGAAAAAUCCGUGCGACCCCUCAAAAGACGCGUCUUUUUGUGCUCUAUCUGA
Messenger RNA from Pieris macdunnoughi, 360 nucleotides. The record is from the annotation of a GenBank genome assembly. NCBI's taxonomy places the organism in Eukaryota, Metazoa, Arthropoda, Insecta, Lepidoptera, Pieridae.